AUGUUCUACACUAAUACAACAAGGAUAAAAAAUUUCUUCAUCCUUGGAUUUCCUGGACUUUUACCAGAGUAUUAUGGACCUGUGUCAGGCCUGCUUUUUGUGCUCUUCUUAGCUAUAGUGGUGGGAAAUAUUUUCAUUUUACUGUUUGUUAAAUGUGAAAGGCCUCUCCACAAACCGACAUAUCUGAUCUUUUGCCACUUGGCAUUAACUGAUUUAGCAUUUGGGACUGUUACUCUACCAAAGAUUAUAUCAAAAUAUUGGUUUGAUGACAGCAUUAUUUCAUUUUAUGGUUGCUUUGCCCAAAUGUAUUUUGUACAUUUUCUAGGGGCAACUCAUUCUUUCAUUUUGAUGGUGAUGGCUCUUGAUCGUUUUAUUGCAAUUUGUGCUCCACUGCGUUACACAGUUCUUUUCACAAACGCCACUGUUUCUGUGCUUUGUGGAAUAUCAUGGUUUAUGCCAAUGUCAUGGAUGGUGGGUAUUGUUUUUGAUGCUUUUACAUUGCCAUUUUGUAAUUCAAACAUAAUUGUGCAGUGCUAUUGUGACCACAUUGCUAUAACAGCACUUGGAUGUGAGAAUGUACUAAAAGUUCAGAUUGUUGCUUUUGGUCUUGCCAUGUUGAGUUUGUUGUUGCCCCUGGGUUUUAUUAUCUUUUCUUACUUUGUCAUCAUUAUUGCUGUUAUAAGAAUGUCUAGCUCUGAGGGACGCAUCAGGACUCUGUCUACCUGUGCACCACAGCUUCUUAUCACGUGUCUGUAUUAUAUGCCAAGAUGCUUUGUGUACUUGGCAAAUAAUGUGGGAUUCACUUUCAGCAUUCCAGUUCGCAUUGUUGUUGUAAUGCUGUACAGUCUUUUACCUGCUGCUGUCAACCCCAUUAUUUACUGUUUUAAAACAAAGGAUAUCAAAGAAAACUUAAAAAAGAAAUUGAAAUACUGCACACAUCCAAAGCAGGAAAACGUUUUCACCAUUGCUGAACAAGGAGAGGACAUGCCAGAUCCCAUCAGCCACUGA
Molecule: messenger RNA, 1008 nt
Organism: Scomber japonicus (chub mackerel)
Lineage: Eukaryota; Metazoa; Chordata; Actinopteri; Scombriformes; Scombridae
Product: olfactory receptor 52E8-like
Exons: 3
Coding region: 1-1008 (335 amino acids)
Biological process (GO): G protein-coupled receptor signaling pathway
Cellular component (GO): membrane
Molecular function (GO): G protein-coupled receptor activity; olfactory receptor activity
Source: RefSeq, a predicted model, not a curated record